Molecule: messenger RNA, 590 nt
Organism: Egretta garzetta (little egret)
Lineage: Eukaryota; Metazoa; Chordata; Aves; Pelecaniformes; Ardeidae
Gene: RPS23
Product: ribosomal protein S23
Exons: 4
Coding region: 1-540 (179 amino acids)
Biological process (GO): translation
Cellular component (GO): ribosome; cytosolic small ribosomal subunit
Molecular function (GO): structural constituent of ribosome
Source: RefSeq, a predicted model, not a curated record
AUGGAGUUCUGGUUGCCAGUUGUGGGUGGAAGGGUCACCCCGUUGGUGACACUCAUGGAGUUCAAGGCUGUCCAAGUAGCCAUUGCUUCUCUGUUGGCCUUGUACAAGGGCAAGAAGGAGAAACCAAGAUCGCAAGUUCCUUUUCUCCGCAGCCACCGCCGCGACCAGAAGUGGCACGACAAGCAGUACAAGAAGGCCCACCUGGGCACGGCGCUGAAGGCCAACCCCUUCGGGGGCGCCUCCCACGCCAAGGGCAUCGUCCUGGAGAAAGUUGGAGUAGAAGCUAAACAGCCCAACUCUGCCAUCAGGAAAUGUGUUAGAGUCCAGCUGAUUAAGAACGGCAAAAAAAUAACAGCUUUUGUUCCCAAUGAUGGCUGCCUGAACUUCAUUGAGGAAAACGAUGAAGUCCUGGUUGCUGGUUUCGGCCGGAAGGGUCACGCUGUUGGUGACAUUCCUGGAGUUCGCUUCAAGGUUGUCAAAGUAGCCAAUGUUUCUCUGUUGGCCUUGUACAAGGGCAAGAAGGAGAGACCAAGAUCAUAAAUUUAGAUCAGUUUGCCAAGGUCAAUAAAAUUUUUGAUUGAAAAAACUUC